UGCCCUACAAGCAGUUAGAGUUGUCUUAUACGUCAAGUAUAUAAUCCGUACGACAUGGGCUUAUUCCAACCUCCCCCCUUUUCCUGCAGUCCAAAUGGCAUCCGAAUCCGCAAAUCUGGACUACCUCUCGCUGCACCCCUUCGUGCGCUCCACCGUCGUCGAAAAAGUUCGAGGAACUCUCAUCGGCUCGGCCCUAGGUGACGCCGUGGGGCUUUAUACUGAAUUCCUUUCAAAGCAACAAGCUACCGAAGCAUACGAUGGCCAGAGCAUCUCUCUGAUCCCACCGGUGACUCCUUUCUUCGGCGACGGCCAUCGCGACAAGUUUGUCGAGUGCUUCUGGACCGACGACACGGACCAUAGUCUACUCAUGAUCCUCACAUACCUUCACCACGAUGGCCAGCUCAAACCUAUCGAGUUUGCAAAGCGCCUACAGUCCUGGUGCUCGCAAGGUCUCCGGGUCCUCGAUCGCCUACCGCUCGGUCUCGGCCGAACGGUAAAAACCGUUACGGGUGACCCGCUCUUCACUACGGACCCCUUCGCUGUGGCGAAAGCGAAGUGGCUUGAAAGCGGCCGAAACAACGCCGCGAACGGCUCGCUGAUGCGUACCCACCCGCUAGGGAUCAUCUGCGUGGGCAAGACGCGCGAGGAGACGUUCGAAAUCGCGAUGGAGAUGUCCUUGGUGUCUCACUUUGACCCGAGGUGUGCCGUCGCCUGCUGCAUCGUCACGGGCCUCAUCCGGGGGAUUCUCCGCGGCGAGGUACUGUGCGAGACCGAUGUGGAUGCGGUUAUCGAGGCUGCGUACUCCUUCGUCGAAGCGCGCCCGAAGACGUGGGAUCAUCCGGACCCCGAAUUUCCCGAUGCCCAGCUCCUCGACCGCGAGGACUUCCAUCGUCACAUUUACGCCGCCGACCUAGCGGCGCUGGAACUCGACGACAGGCGCAAGAUAGGGUACGUCUACAAAGCGCUUGGAACGGCGGUGGUGACACUGCGGCGUGGAAUUCGUGGGGGCAACUUUAAAGAGCUUAUCUUCGAGCUGGUGAUGGAGGGUGGGGAUGCCGAUACCAAUGCAUGCAUCGCCGGUGCGGUUUUGGGAUCUUGGACCGGGUUUACCGACUUGCCCAGGGAGUGGAGGGAUGGAUUGGAACACAAGGAGUGGAUGAUGGGUAUUGUGGAGAAGCUAUGCUGGACCGUUGGCAUCGUCGAGGGGGAGUGCAAGGGCAGUGAUGACCCAGAUACGGCGUUUGAUGGUGGCCGCGGGCUGUUUAACGAGGAUCAAAUGAGGUUGAGGGAGAAGACGUUGGUGGAUCAUGUGUACUCGAAGAUGCUGCAAAGGGAUAUGGAUCGUAAGGCUAUGGAGAAGAAGGGAAAGAAGUGGUUUAAUCUCUAAAUAUGCUUUCGUCUCCGGCCAAAAAUAGAAGGCUUAACCUUCUCAAGUUUGAGAAGGCAGAGACCAUAGUAGUUCUGACCUCGAUUUGAACGGGGGACCUGUCGAUCUGCAAUCGACCGCUCUAACCCCUGAGCUACCAGAACAGGG
Molecule: messenger RNA, 1534 nt
Organism: Tricharina praecox
Lineage: Eukaryota; Fungi; Ascomycota; Pezizomycetes; Pezizales; Pyronemataceae
Product: ADP-ribosylglycohydrolase-domain-containing protein
Exons: 3
Coding region: 95-1387 (430 amino acids)
Source: RefSeq, a predicted model, not a curated record